AAUACACUCCGCUCUUAUCCCCCACCGUCCUCUGCAUUCAGUUGUCGCUCUUUACUCACUUCAGAAGCAAUUACUUAAGACCCUGCGAUGCCAAUUAACCCCAACGCCGAGGUCGCUGCGGACCCAGACACGCUCAUCUCGCUGCUCUCGCUCAACGACAAAGUCCGAGUGCGGACCGAGGGCCCCACGGAAGAUGACCUUUCCGACGACGACGAGCUCGAGGAAGACGACGGAAUCGACGACGUGAGCGGAAACGCGAGUGUAGCAUCGCUUUCUCAACCUUCGCGAACGACGCCCUCUUCGCCACUCAGCGGUGGCGCGGGCUCGUCUCGACCGUCGACAAACGGAGGUGGUCAGCACCAUCUCGCGUACACGCACCCUCACCUGUCGGACUCGGCUGCUGGGUCGAAGAUUUCGAGGCCCGCGUCGCCGUAUACGCUCAAUCCGCCGAUUGAUUUUGACGGGCUCUCGUGGCCGUCGAUAGGGACGCGGUCGCGGCUCGAGAAUACGCCUGAGGAGCGGGAGGCGAAAAUCAAGCGCAUUGCCGACGCCGUCAGAGUUAUCUUGACCGAGCUGGGUGAGGACCCGUCUCGAGAAGGCCUGCUGUCGACGCCGGAGCGAUAUGCAAAGGCUAUGCUGUUCUUUACCAAGGGAUACGAGCAAAACAUUCGAAGCGUGAUCAACCGCGCGGUGUUUGAAGAGGACCACGACGAGAUGGUGAUAGUGAAGGACAUCCCGGUAUUCUCACUUUGCGAGCACCACAUGGUCCCUUUCAACGGCACGAUCUCGAUUGGCUACAUCCCCAACUCGCGAGUGCUCGGUCUCUCGAAACUAGCGCGAAUUGCCGAGAUGUUUGCGCGCAGACUACAAGUGCAGGAGCGCCUGACGAAGCAGGUCGCGCUGGCGGUGUGGGAGAUUCUCCGGCCACAGGGUGUCGCGGUUGUUAUGGAGGCCUCGCACAUGUGUAUGGUUAUGAGAGGAGUUCAGAAGCCUGGUAGUUCAACAGUUACCAGUUGUAUGCUUGGUCGCUUCCGAGAAGCGCAGAAGACGAGAGAGGAGUUUUUCUCGCUGAUCGGGCGCCGGUAGACGAUCAUGGCGUCUCUGUAUUAUUUCACCUGUGUUUUUUAUUGUUUCAUUUUUUAUUGUUUUAUUUUUUUGAUUUUGAUUUCUUAAUUCAUAUUACGGCUUGGGAAAAAUUAGGCGUGCGGGUCAAAUAUUGAAAUGCGCUUCAACAGCAUUUGUUUUCUUUCUUUAAUCGUUUGUGUCCUGAUGAUAUUUCUGCUAGGUCAUGGGCUCAUGUGUGAGUGUAUGGUUUCUUUUUUUGUUUACAGUAUUGUUUCUCUACUCUCUACAUUAUCUAUCUAUUUGCCGACUUUGUAGUCGCUGUUUUCUUCAACCUUACUGUUAGAU
Messenger RNA from Myxozyma melibiosi, 1410 nucleotides. Its product is annotated as GTP cyclohydrolase I. Gene Ontology annotation, molecular function: GTP binding; GTP cyclohydrolase I activity; zinc ion binding. Gene Ontology annotation, biological process: tetrahydrofolate biosynthetic process; tetrahydrobiopterin biosynthetic process. The transcript is spliced from 2 exons. Gene Ontology annotation, cellular component: cytoplasm. Bases 88 to 1086 code for a protein of 332 amino acids. NCBI's taxonomy places the organism in Eukaryota, Fungi, Ascomycota, Lipomycetes, Lipomycetales, Lipomycetaceae. The record is from RefSeq and is a predicted model, not a curated record.